Messenger RNA from Rubroshorea leprosula, 1357 nucleotides. The record is from the annotation of a GenBank genome assembly. NCBI's taxonomy places the organism in Eukaryota, Viridiplantae, Streptophyta, Magnoliopsida, Malvales, Dipterocarpaceae.
AGUUAAUGAGCUGCUGUUGGAGAGACUGAGAGCACUACGAAGGGAAGUGAGGACUUCACAGUAGGCGGCAGCACAGGGCUUCUUUUCCUGCACAGAAAGCGAAGCAUCUCAAUCCCAUCAUUAUAACUCACUCUUUUCCACAUUUAUUUCUUUCUCAUUCCCCUCUUGACCCUUCUCAAUUGCACAUAAUUUCAACAAAGUGAAUACAACUUGAACAAAAACAGAGGAAAACAGAACUGAUACCAAUAUGGAGUUCAACCUUGAGGACCCGUUUACAUGUUUGAAUCAACACGAAUUUGACUCAAUCACAGCUCUCUUCUCUGCAGAAUUUGAUCAUAUGUCUUCGCAUGGCUUCGCGCAAUCUUUAAAGACCAGUGACAUCCUUGCCUCAUUUCGUCAAGAGGCCAUUGCUCUCUUUUUUCAGAUGCAGUAUUCUUGCAAUUUUGAUCCAUUCACAACCUACCUAGCUGUUAACUACAUGGACCGGUUCAUAUCCAGAAAAGAUAUUGCGCAAUGUAAGCCAUGGAUUUUAAGGCUUCUGGUCAUAUCUUGCCUUUCUCUUGCUGCAAAGAUGAGGGAAAAAGACUUUUCUUCCUUGGAUUUCCAGAAAGAAGGAUUCAUCUUUGAUAUCCAAACAAUUCAACGGAUGGAGCUUCUCAUUCUUGAUGCUUUGAAUUGGAGAAUGAGGUCGAUAACGCCAUUCUCCUUUCUGUGUUUCUUCAUGUCAUUAUUCAAACUCAAAGAUCCACCAUUCACACAAGCUCUCAAAGCUCGAGCUACAAGCAUCAUUUUCAAAACUCAAAUGGAAAUCAAUCUGUUUGCCUUCAAGCCAUCGACAAUGGCAGCAUCAGCCCUUCUUUUAGCAUCCCAUGACUUAUUUCCGUUGCAGUUUCCAUCUUUCAAAUCUUCAAUUUUUUCAUGUGAAUAUGUAUAUAAGGAAAACCUGUUAACUUGCUUUAAUGCAAUGCAAGAGAUGGUGAUUAAUGAAGGAAACGAGUCAGCACUGGAUUCGGUUUCGAGUACAGGAACCCCAUUAAGUAUUUUGGAAUGGCCUUGCAGAAAGGCAGAGAGCCAGAGCACCACAACCACCACCUCUGCCACUGUAAUGCCAGGGAACAGAGAAAGCAAGCAACGUAAAAUUAAUGGUUUUUGCAGUGAAAGUAAUCGGGUCCAGACUUCGCAGAUUCAACAGUGAUGAUAAGAUUGAGAUAAAAAUUGGUCCAAUAUUUGGAACCACAAAAAUUUACCUUGUCCCUCGAUUUGUAUUUGCAUCUUUUUUUGACUCAAAAUGUAAAAGAAAAUUCCCAAAAAAAAACCAUAAUAAGACUUGGAGAAGAAAUAAAAAAGGAAAACGGAA